Messenger RNA from Ostreococcus lucimarinus CCE9901, 1664 nucleotides. RefSeq names its product MFS family transporter: metabolite. Gene Ontology annotation, cellular component: membrane. The transcript has a single exon. The record is from RefSeq and is a predicted model, not a curated record. The coding region runs from base 5 to 1393 and encodes 462 amino acids. Lineage: Eukaryota; Viridiplantae; Chlorophyta; Mamiellophyceae; Mamiellales; Bathycoccaceae.
CGAAAUGUCGCCGCGCGUCGCGACGUCGACCCUGUCGUGGUGCAAGGCGUAUUACUUCUGCAACAGCUUCGGCCUCGCGUGUUUGCUGCCGUUCUUGCCGCUGUUUUACGCGUCGUGGGGGCUCAGCAAGUCGCGCGUCGGAUGGAUGGGCGCGACGCGGCACUGCGUCGGCGCCGUCUUGACGCCGUGCUGGAACGCGCUCGCGGACGCGACGAAGGCGCACAACGCGGUGCACUUCGCGUGCAUCGUCGCGCAGGCGCUGGCGUACUUCGCGCUGGCGCGCGCGAACCACGCGUGGCCGGGGAUAUGGUGGCGCGUCGUGUUGGCGGAGAGCGCGGCGUGCUGCGUCGGGUCGCUGGGCGAUAACGCGACGUGCUUGAUGGUGAAGCGAUGGAAUCUCGAGCGAGGCGUCGGAGAGGACGACGCGGGAGGGGCGUCGUACGGGAAACAGCGGCUCUGGGGGGCGGUGAGCUGGGGAUUAGUCGCCGCGCCGACGAUGGGCGUCAUCAUGAGCGUCGGCGGGCCGAGGGCGAGAGCGCGCGCGCCGUUCUCGGGAUGGUUGAUUUUUUUGCUCGUCUCCGCGAUGAUCUCGACGAGGUUGAGACACGAUCCCGUGGUGAGCGAAAACGCGGACGCGGCGAAAAAUGAGCACGAGAUGGGUGAGGUCGCCGCGGAUGAAGUCGUCGGGACGAAGAUGUCGCGAAGAAUCGCGUCGGCGAACGACUUGCACGCGUCGCAAGAUUCAAUCGCCGUGCGGUUGUGGCGCGUCGUGCGAGACCCCGCGGUGGCGCUGCGAUUCUUUUUGUUUCUCAUGUCGGGCGCGUCGAUGACGAUCACGGAUUUGUAUUUGUUUUUAUGGCUGGAAGAUUUAGGAGGCACUCCCGCGACGAUGGGCGCGGCGCUCUUUUGUACGUGCGUGUGCGAAGUCGCCGUCUUUUACAACGGCGCCAAGAUCAAGAAGGCGCUCACGCUGGAUUGGUGCCUGGCCCUCGUGCCGUUUUGUUACUUCAUCAGACAGUUUUACUACUGGCUUUUACCCGCGUUCGGCAAUCCCUGGGCCGUUUUGCCGGUGCAAUUUUUACACGGCGUCACGUUUGGGUUGUACUGGAGCACGGCGAAUGAUUUCAUCCAAGACAUAAGUCCGUUCGGGUUGAGCGCGUCCAUGACUGGGCUUUUCAGCGCCGUCAACUCCGCCGGAGGCUUCAGCGGCGCCGUGCUCGGCGGCAUGGCGUACGACGCCUUCGGCGGCGGCGGUCUGUUCCUCGGCGUCGGUUUAAUAAACUUGUGCCUGGGCGUGUUUUUCACCGCACUCAAGCUCAGGAGCGAUCGCGCGAACGCCGUCGCGUACGUAUUACUCGAGAGCGAAUCGACCGAAGAAGCGAACGCCCUUUAGCUCUAGAUCUUAGUUAGCUCUGUAGACAUCGCUAGACGCUAGACCGUAGUCGACCGCUAUGCGUACGAGCACACGUAGUGAAACUGUCCCUCCACGCGAAUGUCGAACGACGAAUCGCCUUCGAAGGAUUCGAGCGGCAUGGCGCGAGGGCGCGUGUGCGGUCGGCGGCGCGUCGUCGGCGGCGUCGUCGGCGGUGGCGAUCUCGGCGGCGCGCGGGCGACGCGCGGCGUCGUGAAGUGUGCUGGAAAUGCGUAGUUUACAGAGUACAAUC